CUUCUUCUUCGUCCAAGGUUCCGGCCAUGAAUACGGAGGAAGUCCACGGCACGUAGCAAGUAACGUAUGUCGUCAUCCUCUUCUGCUUUGUCUUCGGGCUGUCUUGGUCGUCGAGAUAAUCCGUCCGGUUGAUGGCUUACUCCUCGCACAUGUACAAGGUCGAAGUGAAAGGUGAGUAUCGCUAGAAUCCAUCUGUUCAUCGCUGCUGUUGGUGCCAGGUCGGGGUUUGAUAGCAUCCCCUUGAUCGAACUUGCAUCGACUUCCACCACGAGGUUGCGCAGUCCUAUCAGAUGGAUCCUCCAGGCACGAAGGGUGCGAAAGAGCCCGUAAAGCUCCAGUUUUGGUUGUGAGAACCGCGCUUCCCGUUCGUUCAAGGUGAUUGACCCGAAUCUUGCGUAGAAUCGUCUCGUCAAGUUGCCCGGAUCGCACUGGGCUAGAGUGGCCCCUACUGCGAUGUAAGAUGUAUCCACGGAAAGGAUGACGGGUGAUGUGGAC
Mycena citricolor is the source of this 495-nucleotide messenger RNA. NCBI's taxonomy places the organism in Eukaryota, Fungi, Basidiomycota, Agaricomycetes, Agaricales, Mycenaceae. The record is from the annotation of a GenBank genome assembly.